Molecule: messenger RNA, 239 nt
Organism: Caenorhabditis elegans
Lineage: Eukaryota; Metazoa; Nematoda; Chromadorea; Rhabditida; Rhabditidae
Gene: C17G1.14
Exons: 2
Coding region: 78-239 (53 amino acids)
Source: RefSeq, marked reviewed
AUUUUUAAUAAAUUUCUACAACACAGUUUGUGCAAGUCAUUCUAUUCGUUUUUUUUAUCAAAUUAGGCGUCCAAGAUAUGCGUAUUCUCAACAAGUACAGUCAACUUUACCCAACACUUACCAACAGGUCAUCUAGCUGUCUGCUCGGCCUUAUGAUCUCAUUAUUAAUCGACGGGGGGCACUCAUCAAGACGGCCCCUUUUCUUCACUACUACCCGUCUUUUUGACGGACAAGAAUAA